Talaromyces proteolyticus is the source of this 680-nucleotide messenger RNA. RefSeq names its product cytochrome oxidase c subunit VIb-domain-containing protein. NCBI's taxonomy places the organism in Eukaryota, Fungi, Ascomycota, Eurotiomycetes, Eurotiales, Trichocomaceae. The transcript has 2 exons. Gene Ontology annotation, biological process: mitochondrial respiratory chain complex IV assembly. Gene Ontology annotation, cellular component: mitochondrial intermembrane space; mitochondrion; respiratory chain complex IV. The record is from RefSeq and is a predicted model, not a curated record. The coding region runs from base 161 to 490 and encodes 109 amino acids.
GGAAAAUAAAGAAGCUGGUCUGUCCUCCGACUGCCACGAGGCCAGCCGAGCUCCGGCGCCAAGCAUUUCUGCCGCCCGGCUUCUUCGACAUCAUCACUGGCACCAGUAAGACAGACCUCCAUCCCCAACACAACACAACACCUCAGACUCGAAGAUCAUCAUGGGCUGGUUCUCAAGUAGCCCAGACACAACCAAAGCCUCCGAUGGCGGCCGCAUUGCGCCGAACAGAUCAUCACGCGAACACUGCUACAACGGGCGGGAUUUGUUCUUCGACUGCCUGGACCGAAACGACAUCCUCGAUGCGGUCAAAAACGAUGCCGAUGCGCGCAAAAAGUGCGGGAAGGAGAUUGCGGAGUUCGAGUCGGCUUGUUCGAAAGCAUGGGUGAAAUAUUUCAAGGAGAAGAGAGUUAUGGAGUAUAACAGGGAUCAAACAAUCGCGCGGAUAAAGGAAGAGGAUGCGGCGACGGUGGCGAAGAAUAAGGCUCGAUAAUGGGCUGCAGGGUGAUUACUGGGGUUAUAGGUAAUGGGAAAUGCUGUACGAUAGCAGUUUGAAUGUUUGUAUGAUAUCGUGGUUAAGAGGGCAUUGAGCAUACGUGUAUAUUCAUCACCACUCGAGAAAGGACGGGCAAAAUUACAAUAUGUCCAAACACCGUGAAAAGAAAAUGAAAUGAAAUAAAAAA